Molecule: messenger RNA, 276 nt
Organism: Paramecium tetraurelia
Lineage: Eukaryota; Ciliophora; Oligohymenophorea; Peniculida; Parameciidae
Exons: 2
Biological process (GO): ubiquitin-dependent protein catabolic process; protein ubiquitination
Cellular component (GO): nucleus; cullin-RING ubiquitin ligase complex
Molecular function (GO): zinc ion binding; ubiquitin protein ligase activity; cullin family protein binding
Source: RefSeq, a predicted model, not a curated record
AUGGAUCAGCAGCCUGAAAGAGUUUUUGAAAUUAAAAAAUGGAAUGCAGUAGCAUUGUGGAGUUGGGAUAUAAAAGUUGACAAUUGUGCUAUAUGCAAAAAUCAUAUAAUGGAAAAAUGUAUUGAAUGCGAUGCAUAAGAAGGAUAAGGAGAAUGUAUUGUUGCUUGGGGAACAUGUAAUCAUGCGUAUCAUUUUCAUUGCAUUGAGAGAUGGUUAAAGAAUAGAUAAACAUGUCCAUUAGAUAAUCGAAAUUGGGAAUAUUAAAAAUAUGGAUGA